GUCGCGCAGUGCGAGCGGCCAGGGCGGCGGCAGCAGCGAGCACCUGCAGCAUCGCAUCGCACUGACUGCUGCGCUGCGUCUGCAGCCCGCGGCGCCGUGUCAGUGCGGCGAGGCUCUUGGGCGCGAUUGCUCGGCCUAGGCCGCUUGCGAGCAAGGGGUUGCUGAGCCAAUACCACCGAAUCUCCUCCAACCUCUCCUUACGCUCCUCCGCCCACUCCACCACCGCCCCCAUCGCCACACGCACCCCAUCGCCGCAGCUCGCAGCAGCCCGGCCUUCGCGCGGAAGGCUCUCCUGGCUGGCCAACUUCGCUCCUUUGCUUCCGCUCUCUACCACGACCCGCUCCGCGCCCGCCGACGCCGUCGCACCACCCGCACCGCCGCCACACCCCGUCGCCGGCACUAAUACCGCCCGCCCGCGACUUCUCCUUCUUCACGAUACCCCCCGUUACGCGCCACUAUGCCCGCCGUGAUGGCUGCCGCGCCCUACGAGAUCCGGACCGGCGGCGACGGCAAGUCCAAGAAGCAGAGCAUGGCCGAGCUGAAGCUGCGUCGCCUGACAGAGCUCAACCAGCGCCUGCGGGAGGACCUCGAGCGCCGCCGGAUACCCGUGUCCGAGGCUGCCCUGGAUCUCAUUGCUUUCACAGACAAGGAACCCAAAGACUGGAUGGUGCCCUCGCGAUGGGGAACCAUUGACAAGCGCGAGGACCCCUACGCCCCCCAGCAAAGUAGCGGCUGCUGCAUCGUAAUGUAAACGGCGAAAAGAGGAUGCAGCCUGAUGUCAGAGUAACGGCGUUCAUGUGGGCCCUUUCACGGCAGUGUUUCAUUUUACCUUUAGUUUGGUUGUGGUUAAUACCCCACGGUGUGCAGCAGUCCCGACCGCUGAUAUUCAUGGAUCAUGUACUUUCAGCAAUGUGUAAAUUACGGAAAAGGCGGCUUCGACGCUCGCUGCUGUUCAUUGCUGGCAGCGCAGUAGGACUUUUCUUGGGUUUUUCUCUACUUCAGCCAGCAUGCCUCCAGCGGCUGCUGUGCCUCACAAAUCACGAGACGACAAUCGUCUCACUUUACUGCA
Messenger RNA from Boeremia exigua, 1069 nucleotides. RefSeq names its product G protein-like protein gamma subunit. The transcript is spliced from 3 exons. Gene Ontology annotation, biological process: G protein-coupled receptor signaling pathway. The coding region runs from base 458 to 751 and encodes 97 amino acids. Gene Ontology annotation, cellular component: heterotrimeric G-protein complex. Gene Ontology annotation, molecular function: G-protein beta-subunit binding. The record is from RefSeq and is a predicted model, not a curated record. NCBI's taxonomy places the organism in Eukaryota, Fungi, Ascomycota, Dothideomycetes, Pleosporales, Didymellaceae.